Messenger RNA from Lotus japonicus, 1383 nucleotides. RefSeq names its product short-chain dehydrogenase TIC 32 B, chloroplastic-like. Bases 211 to 1182 code for a protein of 323 amino acids. The record is from RefSeq and is a predicted model, not a curated record. Lineage: Eukaryota; Viridiplantae; Streptophyta; Magnoliopsida; Fabales; Fabaceae. The transcript has 7 exons.
GCAACCUGCAAUGAUGUUUAUCUUUCCUUAUCUCAAAUUUAUGGCUCCAUGUUCUGCCUAUACCUUCCUCCCCCUCAAAUUGAUCUUAUUCAUAGAGUGAUACUUAUUAUUUUCUAUUUGCUUGCUCUACAAGUGUGUGUAUAUAUAUAUUCUUAGACAGUGAUAACUUUGUGUCCCAACUUAUCAGAAAGAGAAGGUUUGGGUUGAAAGAUGGUGGGUGUUUUUUCAUUGGUAACAGGAAGGCAUGGUCCAAGUGGUUUUGGAUCAGCUUCAACUGCAGAGCAGGUUACUGAAGGAAUUGAUGCCAGCAACCUCACUGCAAUUAUUACAGGAGGAGCAAGUGGAAUAGGGUUGGAGACAGCACGAAUCUUGGCUCUUCGAAAGGCUCAUGUAAUCAUUGCGGUGCGAAACAUGGUGUCUGCAAAGAAAGCUAAAGAACAAAUACUGCAGGAGAAUGAGUCUGCAAGAGUGGACAUAAUGAAUCUCGACCUCUGCUCAGUAAAGUCUGUUAGAUCAUUUGCGGAAAAUUUCAAUGCUCUUGAUCUUCCUCUCAACAUAUUAAUAAACAAUGCUGGAAUCAUGUUCUGCCCCUUCAAGCGCUCAGAGGAUGGGAUUGAGAUACAGUUUGCAACAAACCAUCUUGGCCAUUUCCUGCUGACCAACCUUCUUCUUGACAAAAUGAAACAAACUGCAAAAGCAACUGGAAAAGAGGGCAGGAUCGUAAACCUGUCAUCAAUUGCCCAUAACUACACUUACAGAAAGGGGAUUAGAUUUCAUAAGAUCAAUGAUCAAAAUGGUUAUUCUAACAAGAAGGCUUAUGGGCAGUCCAAGUUAGCUAACAUAUUACAUGCAAAUGAGCUUUCUCGUCGCCUGAAGGAAGAGGGUGUGAACAUCACAGCCAACUCAGUCCACCCAGGAGUGAUAAUGACUCCACUUAUGAGACAUUCUUCUUACCUUAUGCACUUCUUGAAGGUCUUCACCUUUUACAUAUGGAAGAACGUCCCGCAGGGAGCAGCCACGACAUGCUAUGCUGCUCUGCACCCAAGUAUGGAAGGGGUAACUGGGAAGUACUUUGUGGAUUGCAAUGAGUUUAAGCCAAGCUCAUUUGCCAGAAACAAAAUUUUAGCAAGGAAACUCUGGGAUUUCAGCAACAAGUUGAUCGAUUCAAUUUCAAAAGCUUGACUGCACUUGCUGCAUGCUUGGUCACCAGUUUAUCAACACUCGUUAUGUUAUGCAAUAAGCAGCACAUGUUAAAGUUAUGGAUCUAUGAUGUCUUUUUCUGUGUGAAUGUUUCUAAACUUAUUCCUAAUUACGCUUUUAUGAAAUAAUGUGAAAAGUAAGACCAUCAUGUAUCUUUAGCAUAAAUAAGACCAUUUAAGUACU